AUUAUAACGACAAUUUUUAAAUCCUUUAGUGAUAGGUAUGCAUUCAGAAAGACCAGGGGUGCCGGCAGUAUUGAAAAAAGAAAGCGACUAUCAUAUUGAUCUUCCCCUAAUAUUCAAAAAGCAGGAAGGCCAAAGUAGAAACUUUAAAAAUGUUUCCCUUCGGAGAAACACCUCGCUCCACAACAAGGAAUACAGAUGGUCUGAAGCCAGAUUCGUCAGCAAGAGAGGGAGGGUUAAAAUCUACCUUAGACACAUUCCCCAAAAAUCCAUGAGAUAUGUCAAGGAUCUUGGAAAUACAUUAGUAAACUUACAAUGGAGAUGGGUAAUUUUAAUCGUAACUCUCGUAAACCUCACCGCAUAUUUCACGUGUGCUUUGAUUUUUUACUGGGAUUCGUGGCUGAGUGGAGAUUUUGAAACUGACCAGAAAGGUCAAGGUUUAUGCAUGAAGGGAACAAAUCACGCCUUUGCAAAGUUUUUUAUGUUGGGCAUAGAAACCAUAACAACUACCGGCUACGGAUAUUGGCACCCGACGGAAAAUUGUAACUUCUUCUAUAUUGCUUUGGGAUUUAGCACACUGAUUAGCAUAUUGAUAGAUGGAAUUUUUAUUUCAGUUGUCUAUGUUAAACUGAACAGAACAAAAACAUUUACCUUCGAACAAAUCUUUAGCAGAAAAGCCGUGGUAUCGUUCUGCAAUGAGAAGCUUUGCCUAAUUUUUCGUCUGAAUGAUAGGGAUGGGAAACAUUGGAUCAGUACGGCUGUACGGUUAUACUUACUGAAGCAGUUUACAUCAGCGGAGGGUGAAAUCAUUCCAAAUUUUGUUUACGAACUAAAAACAAAACCACACGGAAUGUUAUUUUUACCAGUCGAAAUAAUACACGAAAUUGACCAACACAGCCCUUUAUGGGAUAUGUCCGCGCAAGAAUUUAUGACUACAAAGAUCGAAAUUAUAGCGGUGGUGUCUGGAAGUUCUAUUCAAACGGGCCAAUCCACCGUAAGUCAAACUUCGUAUCUCAAUAAGGACAUUAUGUGGGGCUACACAUUCAGCCCUUGUCUGGAAUUUAACAACAAAUUAGAAUUGGUCGUGAAUAAACGAGCAUUGAACCAUACCGUGCCCCAGGAAGUUCCACUUUGUAGUGCAAAGUGUUUAAACAAAUUACAAAAUCAGAUUGCAGCUCGUAGAAAUUCUAUGAAUCUGAACUUACUACUACAUGGUUUGGAUAUUGUUCGGACAAGUAGAAAACAUAUCGACCUAAUAAAAGUCUGUUAAUUUUUAUAAGGUUUUUAAUAAAAUUAAAAUAGGA
Messenger RNA from Cylas formicarius (sweet potato weevil), 1301 nucleotides. RefSeq names its product inward rectifier potassium channel 2-like. Gene Ontology annotation, cellular component: plasma membrane. The record is from RefSeq and is a predicted model, not a curated record. Lineage: Eukaryota; Metazoa; Arthropoda; Insecta; Coleoptera; Brentidae. The transcript has 5 exons. Gene Ontology annotation, molecular function: inward rectifier potassium channel activity. Gene Ontology annotation, biological process: potassium ion import across plasma membrane; regulation of monoatomic ion transmembrane transport. The coding region runs from base 38 to 1267 and encodes 409 amino acids.